This is a messenger RNA of Oncorhynchus gorbuscha (pink salmon), 1568 nucleotides long. Its product is annotated as T-complex protein 1 subunit beta-like. The record is from RefSeq and is a predicted model, not a curated record. The coding region runs from base 90 to 1568 and encodes 492 amino acids. Lineage: Eukaryota; Metazoa; Chordata; Actinopteri; Salmoniformes; Salmonidae. The transcript is spliced from 13 exons. Gene Ontology annotation, cellular component: chaperonin-containing T-complex; cytosol. Gene Ontology annotation, biological process: protein folding. Gene Ontology annotation, molecular function: ATP hydrolysis activity; ATP binding; ATP-dependent protein folding chaperone.
UGCCCUGGCGUGUCCUUACGUCGCUGCGUCACUCCUACUUGUUCCUUCCCGGUGCGUGCGAGGCGUCCGCUAUCAAACUCACAGAAAUCAUGGCGUCCCUAUCCAUGGCCCCAGUGAACAUCUUCAGACAAGGAGCUGACGAGGAGAAAGCUGAGACCGCCCGUCUGUCGUCCUUCAUCGGUGCCAUCGCCAUUGGAGAUCUGGUGAAGAGCACCUUGGGACCAAAAGGAAUGGACAAGAUCCUUAUCGGAGGUGGCAGGGAGGGAACUGUUACAGUCACCAAUGAUGGGGCCACCAUCCUCAAAGCCAUCGGAGUUGACAACCCCGCUGCCAAAGUGUUGGUUGACAUGUCCAAGACCCAGGAUGAUGAGGUUGGAGACGGCACCACCUCUGUCACGGUAUUGGCUGCUGAACUGCUCAGGGAAGCUGAGCUCCUCAUCGCCAAGAAGAUCCACCCUCAGAUCAUAAUCUCUGGCUGGAGGAAGGCCACCCAGGCAGCCCGCCAGGCUCUGAAGGAGGCUGCUGUGGAUCAUGGUAACGACCAGGUGAAGUUCCAGGAGGACCUCCUGAACAUCUCCCGCACCACCCUGUCGUCCAAGCUGCUGACCCACCACAAGGACCACUUUGCCAAGCUGGCUGUGGAGGCUGUGCUCCGGCUGAAGAGCUCCGGUAACCUAGAGGCCAUCCACGUCAUCAAGAAGCUCGGAGGCAGCCUCAUCGACUCCUACCUGGACGAAGGCUUUCUGCUGGACAAGAAGAUUGGUGUGAACCAGCCCAAGAGGCUGGAGAACGUCAACAUCCUCAUCUCCAACACGGGCAUGGACACCGAUAAGAUCAAGAUCUUCGGCUCCAGAGUGCGUGUGGACUCCACGGCCAAGGUGGCGGAGAUAGAGAUGGCUGAGAAAGAGAAGAUGAAGGAGAAGGUGGAACGGAUCCUCAAGCACGGGAUCAACUGCUUCAUCAACAGACAGCUGAUCUACAACUACCCAGAGCAGCUGUUUGCUGCGGCAGGCGUCAUGGCGAUAGAACACGCGGACUUCUCCGGAGUGGAGCGCCUGGCUCUCGUCACGGGGGGAGAGAUCACGUCCACCUUCGACCACCCCGAGCUGGUGAAGUUGGGCCACUGCAAGCUGAUCGAGGAGGUGAUGAUCGGCGAGGACACUCUGAUCCACUUCUCAGGAGUGGCCAUGGGUGAGGCGUGUACCAUCGGUGCUGCGAGAUGGAGCCACACAGCAGAUCCUGGACGAGGCCGAGAGGUCUGCUCCACUGCGCCCUGUGCUGUCCUGGCUCAGACCGUCAAGGAGACACGUACCAUCAUCACGGAGGAGGCUCUCAGGACACCGGGCAAAGAGGCUGUGGCCAUGGAGUUCUCUGUCUGGAGGGCUCUUAACAGGAUGCUGCCCACCAUCAUCCUGCUGUUAUGGAGGGAUAACAGAUAUGAACCAGGGUACCAUCCAGACAUGUCAGAGAUGGGGGUGACUGAGAGCUUCCAGGUCAAGAGGCAGGUCCUGUGUCUUCCAGGCUGCAGAGAAUCCUCCGUCGACAACAUCAUCCUGUCUGAGGGAUAA